CACAAGACUGGAGCAAUAAGAGAAGAAAAAAGGAAAGCGUCAGAGAGGAGGGUCACUGAGCGUCCAGGAAACGGCUCCCAAACUCAGGGGCUCGGUUUGGAGGAGGCGGGGAGUGGUUUGUUGCUGGAAAAGCUGACAGUCGAACAAGUCAGAGGGGAGGGGAAAAAAAGGAGAGAGGUGGCUGCCUUGACUUUGAGUUGGUCAGUGAAGGCCUCAUGCAGCUUCUCAGCAGUGUCUCCGUUCCAUUUUUAUCCGCCUGACGCUCGUCGGCUUUCAGCAGAUCUCACUGGGAGCCCAGAGGGAAGGGAAAUAAAGAAGUACAUCACAGGAGGGGGAGACGCAAAGGAAAGGAAACAUGAUGACCCAGGAACAGUGCUCUCAUAGGAACAAUGUCCAGAGUUCAGAGAAACCACAAGUGUACAAAGUGGGAAUAUACGGCUGGAGGAAACGCUGCCUUUACUUCUUCGUUCUGCUGCUAAUGAUCCUGAUCCUGAUCAAUCUGGCACUAACUAUUUGGAUCCUCAAGGUCAUGAACUUCACCAUCGACGGCAUGGGCAACCUGAGAAUAACAGAAAAGGGCGUGAAACUGGAGGGAGACUCUGAGUUCCUCCAACCUCUCUAUGCCAAAGAAAUCCGGUCCAGUCCAGGCCGCCCACUGUUCCUACAGUCGUCCAGAAACGUCUCGGUCAACAUCGUGAACAGCAACAACCAGCUGCUCACGCAGCUCGUCACAGGAUCCAGCGGAUUUAAAGCGCGAGGGAAGAUGUUUGAAGUCAAAUCCACCUCCGGGAAGCUGCUGUUUUCCGCUGAUGAGCAGGAGGUAGUGGUCGGCGCAGAGAGACUCCGAGUGAUGGGGGCCGAAGGAGCAGUGUUCAGCAAAUCUGUGGAGACGCCGCAUGUCAGGGCCGAGCCGUUCAAAGAGCUACGGUUGGAGUCUCCCACCCGCUCUUUACUGAUGGAGGCCCCGAAAGGAAUCCAGAUCCUGGCCGAGGCUGGAGACAUCCAGGCCAUCUGCAGGAACGAGCUGCGGCUGGAGUCCAAAGACGGAGAGAUUGCUCUGGAUGCUCAGAGGAUCCGUCUGAUGAGGCUGCCAGAAGGAAAAGCCUCCUCCAGCUCCUCGUCCUCUGGGACUAGGCAGACUGUCUAUGAAGUUUGCGUUUGUCCUAACGGGAGACUUUUUCUGUCCCUUGCUGGCGCCGGAUCCACCUGCCAGAUCAACAACAACGUCUGCCUCUAGGACUACAACUCUAGGAUUUUGUACAACUAUAAAUAAGAUAUUCGGUGGGGGGGGGUUAACAUGCAGAGCAGGCCAAUGUACAAACGCUGUCUGCCUCUAGGACUGAUCCAUGGGGAAUACAAAGACUGCCGGAGCCAACGGACAAACAAAUAAGCGUCAUUUUUCAAUCAAAAACACUUUAACCUUAGGUUCUACUGAUGUGUUUAAAAAGUCAAUAAGGACGAGUUUGCUUUAAGGUUUCUGAAAGGUGCCAAAUUUCAGUGCGAACAUAUAUUUUUCCCUAACUUCUACAAAACUCUAAAGGUUACAGGUUUCAAUACCUUUUUAAUACAGAAGGACAGAAUGGCACUUUUUGCUCUCUACUGGACAGAGACAAGUAUAAAUAAGGUUGGUGUUUGUAUCGUAAUGGCUUGACCCUAAAUGACUCACAUGACACGGCUAUUUAUUAAUAGCAAGCAAACAUAUGAAACACUUAACGUAGAAUUCCAGUGAGUAUUUUCUCCUGACAGGAAUGGAGAGGAAAUUCCUCUAAGAUCCACUAUAAAAGACACUGAUCUGCUCCCUUUUUGUCCCCUGGACCUUCUCAGUGCCAGAACCACUGGGGUCAUCACCCAUGACAACAGGCCAAGCAUCUUUGCUAUUUCAAUUUGGUUUUACAGAACAAUUGAAAAAUAUUUGAUCUGCUGUGUUUGUAUGUGAUUUUAUUUAGCUGAUUUUCACUAUCAGUUUCUACACAAGUUUGGCCAUGUUACCUUCACAUCAAAAUCUGUAAAGUCUGAGCAUUUAACUUAAGUUCAAUCAAAUUACAAAAGUUUGUUAAGGUUUUUAUGCAUAAAGUAUUCAAUAUUUGUCAUCUUCUCCUCAUUAAUCCAAAAUGUCUUCUAUCACACAAGCAGUUAACACCAAAUCAAUCACAGCCAAUUGAUUAAACAAUCAAGUAUUAAAAUAAGUGAUUAUUGUUCACAAUGCUGCAGAGAAAUCACACCCUGAGGUGUUGUAAAUCUUGAGAAAUAUAUUUAAUUUGAGUAAAAAUCUAAUUUAAAGUAGUGUGUUUUCAACCCUCUGCAGCUGUUUUGUCAUUUUGCCUUUUAACAAAAAUAUAUUUCCAACCAGGCUGCUGAGAGAGGCAAAACUUAUAUUAAUUUUAAAACACAAUAAAUAAAUACAUACAUAAAAUAAGCUGCCUGAAACCUUGUGGUGAUCACCCUACUGGUUUCUUGCACUGUAAGUUUAAAAAAAUGAAUUGAACCACUCUUUUGAAAGAGGGGAACUGUGCCUGUGCCUUAUGUCAAUGCACUUGUGGCAAGAAGAAGCACAUCAGACAAACUUUCUUUGACAUUAAUGAGCUUCAUGGUCUGAUUUUAGUUUGGUUUUUAUCCAGUUCACAAACCUUUUCCUUGUGUGCGAAUGCAAAGACCUUCAGCCGCCUCCGACUGUAGACACUCACAUCCGACUGCUGUAAGGGAUACUGCAUGUUGGGUUUUCUUUCAUGUAUCACAAUUUAUAUUUUUGUUUUUAAAAUAUUGCUUUUAAGUGUGUGUUAAAGCUUGACUUGGCAAUCAUGUGAUACUGUGGAGUUUAAACUGUAUUGGUUUGAUUUUUAACACUUACCUUAAGAAUACAUUAAAAUAUAUUUUUGUCAUUAGAAAUGUGUUUGAAAGUCCACCUAUGGUCUUCAGCAUUUGUUAAAUUAUUCACAGGUGAUGUAAAGAUAUACUUUGCAGAAGUUUUGCUACCUUGUUUAAUAACUUUAAAAAUGAUCCAAGCUAAUUAAAUACUUGCGUAAGAAUUUGGACACAUGUAAAAUCCAACUAAAGAAAGGAUGUUUUAUGAAUUGUGUUGUACAUUUCAACUUGCAAACCUCCAUUUUCCUGUGAUCAUAACACCCCUUCAACAUUGGCAGUAUGGUGGCAAUGUUCAGCAUUUAAAUUAACAUUACAAGACUCAAACCGCCCAUGAACCGGUGAAGGGUUUGCAUACAAUGAGGCAAAAACAAGCUUGACAAUUAUGUGUCAAAAAUGUGCCACGUAGUACAGCUUUGGUCAGUAAAAAAUAAAGAACUUAUUUGAUAAUCUUUGCUGUUGUUUUUUAAGCUCCAUAUGAUCAAAUAAAACCUUUGUUGAGAUAUGAAGGACUUCUGAGGAGGUUCAUAUGAUUUAAAAAGUAGUCAUUUUAGACUACAGUUUUAUAAACGGUGUAUGAAAAUCACUUUACUGAAGAUUAGGCUUUUGUCAAUGUUUGCAGUUAGAAGAAAGGACGUGUAGAUGUUGGUAAAAGAAAAUGGUGUGUCUGCAGUGUGUUCAACUGUUUGGAAAAUGUUCCUGAACCAGAUGAAAAACACUUUAAGAUAAAAAAAAAAAGGGUUUAAUUCAAUAACAUGUUUAUGUGGAUUUUUAGAGAAACUUGCCACUUUUUUCCUGAUUUAUUUGCCAUAUGAUGUGUUUUAACCUUCCAGCUGCUGUGCUUCAAGUUUGUCUCUGUGAGGAAGGGAAGAGGUGGAGUUGUUGAAUUUGCAGCUGAUUUGUACAAAGUUGUGACCCAACUAGAGAUGAAACAUGGAGAGGAGGUGAAAAUGGCUCUUUUUGUAUAGAUUUUGAUGCAAAUUAGUAUCUUUAAUUACAUAAAUCUUUUUAGAAUUAAUUUGAUCAAAAUAUUUUUUGACAGACCUAAUUAUGAAUCACCAUAAACUAAACACAUGUAUGAAGCUAAUCCAGAUGUUUGAGUGCCAAGAAACAGUCAACACAAGUAAAAGAAUACUUCAGAUUUGUAACAGGAAUGGAUUUUUUUUUUUGCUAUAUCUUCAAGAUGUCCUUCUCCAAAUAUUGAGUUAUAUUUUAUAAAUUUAAAAAUAAUUUGGUGACAAAAGAUAUGAUUUUCCAUUACAAGAGACUUGCAUGUGACAUCCUCACUCACGCUAUUUAUAUCACCAUAUUGGUUAUCAAUCCAACGUUUAGCGAUGUUAAAAUAUACGGUGUGGAUAAAACCCACUAUAAAGUUUAUAACGCUGAUCUAAAACUAGCCAAAGACAGAGGCUCUCUAUACCAGACAUUCUUCUCUGCACACUUCCGCUAAUCCACUAAUGUGCUAACAGUGGAGCUAAUGUUUCAUGCAGCGCUUUGCUAACUUUGAAAAUGGUUAAAUAUAUUUUUCUGGAUAAAUUCCAGAGAGCUAAAUUACUUGUCUGUUUUGUAAACUUUCAGUCGAAUUGAGAUCGACAUCUGUGUUAAUGUUUUAGUUAAUCACUUAAGAAUUCAAGCAAUUAGCCGUUUUCAUGCUCUUAUUUUGAAGGGGGUGAAGACGUUCUGUUUCCUCUCCUUGUGUUCUUUCUCUUUUUUUUUCCCAUACCUGAUUUCUAAUAAGAUACAAACAGAACAAAAUAUAAUAUUGACAAUAGCGAACAAUACAUAAGCAUAAAUACAAUAUCUAAGGGCCAUAUUGAACAUGUAAAUUAUGUCAAAAUUAAAUCAGUGCUUGAGGAUUGCAGUCCUUUAAGGGCAGACAUAAUUUGAAUUUAAAUGUUUUAAAUAAAGUAUUGAAAGCACUUUUUCAGAAUUAAUGUUUAUAAUUUGUUCUGCAGGGCUAGCACAGCUAAUUGUGUAGUCAGCGGUGUCCACUACUCUUAAUAACCAAUAUGCAAGACAUUUGGACUCAAAAUGUUACAUCUUUUUUAAAAUUCCCUGUUGCAAAGCAAAAUAAUCUCUUUUUUUUUCAAAGAUAAGUUAUAGUCAAGGACAUAGGAAUAUUUCUAGUAUAUUAGGACAGUUUUAGAAGAUGGAGUAACUUUAAGCAUAAAGUUCAGUUUUUUAAUUUUACUCCUACAAGUAAAGUUACCACCACCUUCAUAUCACAAUUUAAUUAUUCAACAUCUUUAGUGUUUUGUAUCCUCUCUUAGUCAGAUGUGCCAACUUUUCCUUCUGUUUCCUAUGUCACUGUACAAUAUAGAUUUUCCCACAAAACUCAACCUGAAUCUGCUGUAUUUACUUUUUGAAUACAUGUUAACAGACUUUUAUAGGGCUGUGAAUGUAAAUAAUGUAAACAUAAAUGCGAUGAUGUGGCGUUAAACAGAAACGUUGCUCUUUUAGAAGCCUUUUUUUUAUGUACGAUACAUGUUUUUAUACUGAAAAGGGCAAAAAGUUCUCCCAAAAAGUUAAAAGGUAUUCAUGGACUCAGCAUGUACAGCAGUGAAUACAACGCUGGCCUGUGGAGAAGAAGCUCGUUUUGAUUUUUUUCCAUGUUCUCGUGUCGCCGGCUGAGCUCAGAUGUUUGCUACAAACACAAAGCUGCAGAUGUUUUUGUUUUCCUACGUUGGUGCUGAGGUCUUUGCAUUCCUUCUAAGUGUGCUGUGUGUAAAUUUGCGCUUGUAUGAGCUACGUUUGGUUCUUCUGCUCCGCUGAAUGUGUUGGAUGGUUGCCAGUGAAUCAAACACAGAAAACAACUGAAAACCUAAAGGGAAAGAGCAGAAGAAACAUCUGCACAGUGUUGAGGAGUAUUGUUUUUGCACAUAUGUAAUUUACUAAAACAUUCCCACUUAAAUAUGUUUAGGUUUAAUUUCUUGCUAAUAACAUGAGUUUUAAUUUCACCCAUCCAGGAUUUGUUUUACUAAUCAGUCAGUUAUUCAGUCAUGGUAAGUGAUAAGUAAACUAAUUAAUGCAAGAAAGUUCUACCUGCUUGUUAACUAUAAACAUCCAACAAGGUGUACAAAAACACACACAAAGUGAAAUUCUAAAGUUAUUUACCUUCACUGUGCCAAAAACAAUCCCCUCAGCGCUGUGCUUUCACUCUGAACACUGUGUACCUUCUUUUCUUGACAGCCCACUCGUUUUUCCAUCUUUUCUUUACACUUCAGUCAGAAACUGCCGUUCAUGGAGUAGUUUUCAAAGAUGCCAAAAUAAAAAAAGGCAUUGUUCAAACCGGC
Xiphophorus maculatus (southern platyfish) is the source of this 6152-nucleotide messenger RNA. RefSeq names its product sarcoglycan delta (gene sgcd). Bases 356 to 1237 code for a protein of 293 amino acids. Gene Ontology annotation, biological process: cardiac muscle tissue development; heart contraction. Gene Ontology annotation, cellular component: sarcoglycan complex; sarcolemma. The transcript is spliced from 8 exons. Lineage: Eukaryota; Metazoa; Chordata; Actinopteri; Cyprinodontiformes; Poeciliidae. The record is from RefSeq and is a predicted model, not a curated record.